Molecule: messenger RNA, 1960 nt
Organism: Dendronephthya gigantea
Lineage: Eukaryota; Metazoa; Cnidaria; Anthozoa; Malacalcyonacea; Nephtheidae
Product: dnaJ homolog subfamily C member 7-like
Exons: 10
Coding region: 612-1298 (228 amino acids)
Molecular function (GO): protein binding
Source: RefSeq, a predicted model, not a curated record
AUUAUCGUGCUAGCGAAUCCUGUGGUCAAUCCUGUGGUAGCUUCACACUAGUUUGUUUACGCGCGCGGUCAGCUUCCACUGUCUGUACUAAUUACUGUCUGUAUUAUAUAUUAAUAUAUAUUUACGGCCCUGAAUUCCGUGCCGUACCAAAUAUCGUGCCGUGUGUAGUUGUGCGUAGUGUAAACAGGGGUUUACUCUAAUCAGUAUAUGGUAUUAAAUUGAUAGAACACUUGUCAGUUGCAAAACUUUUGAUGUAUUUGAAUGAUGAUCGAAUUUUGAUGGCUGAAUAGUGAACCGCGAAGGGAUGAAAUCAUUGAAAUGUGCCUGUAUUAUGUCUCAAUUUUUAAAACUAUUAUCAUCGAUUAUUUAAUAUUAAACAUCAUAAAGAAUUAUCAUCUUCCCAAGCCAGGGGCCUAGCCUGCCCAAAUCUAUCUGUAUAAAUGCAUUUGAGCAUUUCCCGCCAUAGACCUAGUUGUUUUACUUGAUUUACCUUAACUCUGGAGCAAUUCAAAUGUAUAAAUCAAAUUUUCCAACAGUUUAUAUAUUAUCAAUGUAAAAGAUAGGUUGUUCUAACGAAUGGAGGUAAAAUAUAGGCUUCUUCUACUAGAUGAAUGUCAGACGACCACAACACAAAUACACCAAGCCAUCAUGUUGAUCAACAACUUGCAGAAAGCUCUGUGCCAUUGUUGAAGCAAAGAAGUUCUGAUGAAUGGUAUAAUCUGGGAUUGUUCUUGUAUUAUAAGGGACGUGUCCAAGCAGCCUUUAUAGCCAUCGUUGUAAAUGCUCUGCAAUAUAAUCCCAAUCACGAGGGCAGUAGAGCUAUUGCACCGUUAAAGAUGGUUCCAAAAGCCAUUAUGGAUUUCACAGACGCCAUUGAGUUGGAUGUCAGCCAUCUGAAAGCACAUCUUUUCAGGGCGAAGUGUUACUUCGCAAUUGGACAGUAUGAGAAAGCCAGUGAAGCACAUUAUGAAAUCUACGCCAUGACUGGCAUACCAGAGUAUUAUCGAUUAUCUGAAGAAGCAUACAAUGAGGAGUGUAACCUCGAUUUUGCCCUCUUUACCCUAUCGUUGACUCGAGAUUGUUCAGUCUUGGACGUGAAGGCAGCCUUUCGUAGGGAGGCGCGACUGCAUCAUCCAGAUCUCCAUGCGGGGGCGAGUAAUGAGAUACAAGAAAGAGAAGAGGAAACAUUCAAGGAGGUACAACGAGCCCGUCAAAUUCUCCUUGAUUUUUUGAAAAGGAAGAAUCGUUUCAAUAAUAACCAUGUGUGGUUUUCAAACACAGAUUAUUUUGAGCUCUGAAUAAGCUCAGUUAAUCCAAGAUCAACCAAUUUAAAGAACAAUACUGACAGUGGGUACUAAGCAAAAAACAUGAUUUUAUCUCUUGUAUUUUUUAUCUAUCUCACUAGUGCCUCCUGAUUUAUAUCCCGAUUUAUAUAACAAACAUAUAAAUAAUCUACAUAAAUUAGAUAAUAAUUCUGAUGAUUGUGGUAAGCAAAUAUUUUAUUGUAUUGUACAAUGUAACUGCAUGUUUUAGUAGUUUAAUGUGGCAAAUUAAAGCCGUUAAAUUAAUAAUUAAUUAAAUUAAAUUUUACUAUUGAAAAAUAGGUUAUAGCAAACAGAGAUGGGGCAUAGCUUGGGUGGAGUUAAAGGUAUUUUUUUGCCAAGGUUCUUUGCAAAUAUGUAAAGUAUUUGCCAGGUGCACAGACCACCUAAAAAUCUUUUUUAUCUUUGAAAACAAAUACAUGAAACAGUGGUUGUAAAAUAGUGUUGUAAAAUGUGCUUUCCCGGCAUUUUUCAUGUUUGUGCUACAAAAAUAAAUAAAUACAACAUUGAAAGGGUGUCCCAUCCCCCACCCCAUAGUUACGCCCCUGAUUGAUAUUACAGUAACAAUUUAUUUAAAAUAUAUUUUAUGGAAUAUGAAUGUAAAAGAAACAAGAAUAUACUCUAUCAUUUUAUUUGGG